AAACGGAUAGCCUCAGCUGUCGGCUGCUACGAACGGACGACUUGUUGCUCCGUUGCAGUUUGGGCGUCGUCGCGGGACGAGGUGCACCUGUACCGAUGAUGCAGCAGAGCAGGAGAUUGUGCGCGUUUAGUGACAUUGCAGUCUCCCGGAUUCUGGAAUACACUAACAGCAGGAUCUGCACAACCCGCGUCAUUCUAGCAACACCGCGAAGAAACGUUACAUACUACAGCCCUGCGCCCAGCACAAGAUGGUCACCGACCACUGUCAUGCGAAUUGCCCUCAACUGUCAUCGUGGGUCUCGGUCUCCAUGGCCGGUUAUGUCAAGCCGCUGGGUAAACACGUCGGGUGUUACCCAAGACCCGAGCCACCAGCACACUGUUCCCUGGCCCUACCUGGAGAGAACAAUCAACGUAAACACCUGCGCUGAACUCUACAGUAAAUGGCGCCGAGAGGGUCGUCCAGGCUACAAGAACGCGCCCGAACAAGGCGGCCUCUGCGUUCCCGUCUCCUACGUCCACACGGGCCUAGACCGCACAGAGAAAGAAGGAAACGUCAACAGCCAUCGCCGACCUGUGGUGGUUAUUGUCACAGGUGCCCCAGGCAGCUACCGGGACUUCGCCCAUCUCAUCCCGUUCCUGGACUGCAACGGAGUUGACGUCAUCUCGCCAGUUUGGCCAGACUUGGCAUUUAGUCGAGAGUCCGGCUGUUGGUGGCACUCUAGUCAAGAGAAGACCAAUCUUGCCUUGGAUUUUCUUGCUGCCAUCAAUGUUAGAGAGGUCGAUAUGCUCGUGGCACACAGCAGUGGCUCGUUUCCAGCCCUCAGGAUGAUCACCGUUCCUGGUGGACUCAAAGUGAAAGCCCUCACCCUCCUGGCACCAGCAGGACACAGAAGAAUUACAAAAAUGAAACCGUACUGGUUCACGGACAACCUUGGUCAUCUGUAUAAGCAUCGGUGGGCCCAACGACUUUGCGAAAAAUUGGGGUACGCGUACCUGACCAUCACCAGGCAUCCACUGAAAAAGAACAUGGACAAUGCCAUUUUGGCUAUGGACGCUAUGUUGUACGCUGACUACGACCAGUUGGCACGCGAUGCCGAAACUGUGAAGAAGAACAAGCUUCCCACCCUGGUGGCUGUCAGUGACAACGACAAGCUCAUUGACCUGGCCAUUAGCCUGGACUUCAUUCCACUACUUGGAGGAAAUGUAGACAAGACAUGGUACUACGACAAAGAGAGGAACCUUGUACGGGCAGGACAAGACACCCACGUACGGGCCCUACAGUUCUCCAAGGGCUCACAUUAUGUCUUCAGCCGCUGUGCUGAUGUCGUCAGCUAUGAGGUGCUAAGACUGCUUUCCUCAGUCCUUACGACGAAGGAAGCUACAGUGGAGACCGCAGAGAAGUCAGAGUCCAUAGUGGAACCGGACACCCAAAGCACCACCGAAACACACCGUGUGCGCCUUCGCCUUGGCGAGAUACGCUGAUGUCACUUUCCGUGUCGCACCUCAUGUGAUGGAAAUGUGAUCGUUAUCGGUGAACCUCAGAAUGCAGCUUACCGAGCAUUCCGACGCAGAUGUGGCCCAAAAUGUAGAAUAUUUAUGCCUCUGUCUGUGUGCUGAUGAAAAGCUAUAUUUUCGUGUCUACUUUUCUGUUUUGUCUAAAUAUGACGUGUUAUCGCACAUGUAACCAGUCUUUUCGAAAUUGGUUUAUGCGAGUGCCUCAUGCAUGCAGAUCACAUCGUCUGAUGCGUUAUUUGACUCUUUCUUGUUUCUUCCUUUAUACCGUAAUUUCACGCAUAUUAGCCGCGGCUUACGCACAAUUUUUUUUUCUCACGGGUGCUCUGCGGCUUGUCCACCGGAGCGGCUUAUCUGAUGACUAUUUUUCUCUGGUGUUUUCCCCGUGCGCCGGUUUUAACGAAAGGUCCGACAGCGUCUCUGGAACAGCACCGCCCUGCCACUGACUCAUCGAUCCAUGAAAAACACACAACAAGGGCACAAUCUGAUCUUGGUAGAAAACUGGAACUGACCUCCUUUGUUGUACACCAGGCCAACCCCAGAGCAUGGACCACAGGGUUUAUGGCCUUCUCUAUGGUCUCCUUUCUCGCACAAAUCAGUCGCUUUGUAUUGCCUGCGGCUUAUCUGCGAAUGCGGCUUAUCUGCCCAAAAAUUUUCAAAACGUUCUUAAAAACGGGUCCUGCGGCUUAUACGCGUGAAAUUACGGUACAUUCGGGACACAAUGAGCGUACCUGAGCACAAACAAGCAGUUAUCACCUCUUCAUUCCUGUCCCGGAGCAGCCUUGUUUGUGCUUUGUACGACAACUUCUCAGAUGUGCUGCUCUUUCAUGUUUUGUUUGAAUGUUGUACAAUAUGUCUCUAUCUGCACACGUUGUCAAGACACAGACGCACACAGAUGCACUUGUGGUAAGCUUACUGACAGCUGUGCUAUGUUUUAAUCACGCUGUACUUUCCCUUUUUGUUCACUUGGGAAAAUUCGCAUAGAAAUGUAUAGCACGAUUGAAUGUCACUAGCAGUGUUUUUCCCGGUGAUCUGAUACUCAUACUGCUCAAUGGAUGCUGACUCUGCUUUUCUUAUGGGUGCUUUUCUUGAUUUUGUUUUCAGUUAGCCAAACAUAAAAAGAGUAACACUCCAAAUUUGUGACAUUAAAGGACAGAAAAGCUG
Molecule: messenger RNA, 2675 nt
Organism: Ornithodoros turicata
Lineage: Eukaryota; Metazoa; Arthropoda; Arachnida; Ixodida; Argasidae
Exons: 8
Coding region: 96-1481 (461 amino acids)
Source: RefSeq, a predicted model, not a curated record